This is a messenger RNA of Zingiber officinale, 3119 nucleotides long. RefSeq names its product protein IQ-DOMAIN 32-like. Lineage: Eukaryota; Viridiplantae; Streptophyta; Magnoliopsida; Zingiberales; Zingiberaceae. Gene Ontology annotation, molecular function: protein binding. Bases 148 to 2937 code for a protein of 929 amino acids. The transcript has 6 exons. The record is from RefSeq and is a predicted model, not a curated record.
UUCUAUUAAAUUCCGACAUCUUACGAGCUGCUUCCCUGAAACCGAGCUCCGGUGAGAUCGAGGAGGCGAAAGGAAAGAGGGCAGCGCGUAAUCUGUACUCUAGACCAGAACCGAAAGGAGGGCCAGGGAGGAGGAAAGGAAGAGGAGAUGGGAAGGUCCUCGACUUCCUGCUUCAAGAUCAUCGGCUGUGGUGCCGGGGAUGCCAUCGACGACGACGAGCUCGUAGUGGAUGAGACAAAAGCUUUGGCGGACAAGCGUAGGUGGAGUUUCCGCAAGAGAUCAUCCAAGCAUCAAGUGCUUAACGAUAGUGUUAUCUCAGAACCUAUAUCUGUUUGCUCUAGCAAACAAAGCCAAGAAGCAUUGACCACUAAUCUCCACUCAUCAAAAUAUAACUUGCUAGAAAACCUGCCAGUGCAAGAGAAACCAGUUAAAAUGUGCCCUAUACCAUCAGAUGGAGUAAAUUCAGAGGCUCCAUCAUCUCUUUCUAACAGAAUUCUAACUCCAGCUAUCUCUUCUCUGAAUGAACCUGAUUUGAUUACUCUUCAGGCUGCUAUAAGGGGUUAUUUGGCUAGGAAAUUACUCCAUAAGUUUAAGAGUGUUGUCAAGUUGCAAGCAGUUGUGCGUGGACAUCUAGUAAGAAGACAGGCUAUUGGAACGUUGCGGUGUAUCAUAGCCAUAAUAAGAAUGCAGGCAUUUGUAAAGGCUCGUCAUUCUCGUCAAUUAAUUGGAAACAUACCUACCUCAAGAGAUGCCAAAUUCGAGGGAGCCAAAGCUUCUUCUGAGAAUUCGAAUAAAACAGCAAUAAAGGAUUUACUUUCAAAUAGCUUUGCUCGCCAGCUUUUGGAGAUCACACCAACUACAAAAAUCAUGUACAUAAAAUGUGUUCCCUCAAAGUCUGAUUCAGUUUGGAAGUGGUUAGAAAGAUGGAUGGUUAUAACAUCUCCAGGAGUAGGCCAACAUGAACAAAAUGCCAACUCAAGUAAUUUGGAACCAGAGACUGAUGAUAAAGUGGUAGAUAGUGAGCAGGAGAAAGAGAUUCCAGGCACUGUUUUCUCAGUUCUAUCUGAUCCUAAGUUGUCUUCAACACAAUUGUCAAUCAAUGAUGAUAGUAACAGUAGUGCAACCACUGAAAAUACUGAGAACUUUGAGUUACAAACUUUAGUGAUUACUUCAGAUGAUUCUAUCAAAUGGUUGCCAAAUGAUGAUGUUGAAAAUCUAGAGCUCAGAAAUGAGGUUUUCAACACUAGCACUGAAGAUUGUACAAACACUGAGAUGGUGAAUGACAGUCCAGCUUCUGUAUCAGACUCCAAAGCAUUGCAUCCAAACUUGAGCUCUGAAAUACUAGUUGAUACUGUGUCUGACAAGCUUGAAUCCACGAAGGACACAUCCAAUCAUAUAACUGAAAGUGAAUUAUCUGAACCACUCAAGAAAGAAGGGAAGAAAUCUGUAAAUGUUUCCAAAAGAUCUAGUAUAAACACUGAGAUUGCGAGUCCAGCUUCCAUAUCAGAUUCCAAAGCAUUGCAUCCAAACUUAAGCUCUGAAAUACUAGUUGAUACUGUGUCUGACAAGCUUGAAUCCACGAAGGACACAUCCAAUCAUAUAACUGAAAGUGAAUUAUCUGAACCAAUCGAGAAAGAAGGGAAGAAAUCUGUAAAUGUUUCCAAAAGAUCUAGUAUAAACACUGAGAUUGCAAGUCCAGCUUCCGUAUCAGAUUCCAAAGCAUUGCAACCAAACUUAAGCUCGGAAAUACUAGCUGAGACUGUAUUUGACGAGCUUGAAUGCACAAAGGAUGGAUCCAAUCAUACAACUGAAAGUGAAUUAUCUGAAUCAAUUGAGAGAGAAGGGAAGAAAUCUGCAACUGUUUCCAAAAAAUCAUGCAGCCCUGCAUUUAUUGCUGCCCAUUCUAAGUUUGAAGAAUUGAGUUUGAUAUCUACUGUUGCUCGCAAUGCUAGUUCAGGUAAUCUAAAUGUAUCAAAAGUGAAAACUGAGAGCAAUAACUCACAGGUGGACUCUUUUACUGGCAAUACUGAGGCAAUUUUAGCAGAGAACUCAAUGUUCCAUGAUUCGAGGAUUCAGGCUGCAACUUCAGAAUGUGGUACCAUCUCUUCCACUUUCGAUUCUCUGGAGAAAUCUGAAAAUUACGGUGGGAAAAUUGUUCUUGAAAUUGGGGCGCUGGAGGAACAGAACCAUGCUGAGAAAACUGUUAAUCUCCCAAAUUUGGAUAGCAGUGUUAAUAACUCUACCUUCAACUCUGAUAUAAAUGAAGCAAAAAGACCUGAUGGAGUGGAGCAGACUAUAGCUGACUUAGAUGUUUCACCUAGCUUUUUACAGGUUCAUCAAAAAGCAUCUGAGCCAAUUAUUUCAGAUUUGCAGAGCCAUCUGGAAGAAACAAAACAACUUAGGUCACCUGAAGGAAUUGGCAGAACUCAUGCAUCGGUGCCUGAUCCACAUGGCACGCCAUCUAGUGACAUUUCUGUGAGUUCCAGUAAGAGUAAGAAGGAUCAUAGCAAGCCUACUCAUAGGCAAAGAUCUCAUUUGGCAGUUAAAAAGUCACCAUCCGACCCAGAUAAUGAUUCAGUUGGAAGAAAUAGCACAGAAAACUUAUUGAAGGAUGCAAAAAAUCCAAAGAGGCGCAACUCCUUUGGGAUGGCAAAGAUGGAUCUUGUUGAUCAGGAGCCCAGGCUCAUUAAUAGCAGUUCGCUUCCAGGUUAUAUGCAGGCCACUGCAUCUGCUAGAGCUAAAGCUCAUGUUAGUACAUCUCUAAAGUCAAGUCCUGAUAUGCUUGAUAACCAACCUAAGAAAAGGCAUUCGCUGCCUAUUGAAAACGGAAAGCAGACCUUGUCACCGUGCACGCAAAGAUCACCAUCCCAAACUCAGCAGAUUCCAAAGAGCAAUGGAGUUCACCCUCGUAAUUCUGCUGAAAGAUGGCAAAGAUGAGGUGCAGAGGAGCUCAUGAUUGUAAAUUGGAUGUUACCCAUUCUUCCUGUGUUUCCUAUGCGUCAGAUUGUAUGUUACGCUGUGUGUUAUGUGUGUGUAGUUGGUCUGUUCGCAUUUUUGCAUGCAGUAUUUUGUUAUUGCAUAUGGUUUACAAAGAUUCAGAAUUUGUUUAAGAAUGGAUA